Molecule: messenger RNA, 2939 nt
Organism: Ziziphus jujuba (common jujube)
Lineage: Eukaryota; Viridiplantae; Streptophyta; Magnoliopsida; Rosales; Rhamnaceae
Product: cytochrome P450 87A3
Exons: 10
Coding region: 16-1524 (502 amino acids)
Biological process (GO): sterol metabolic process
Molecular function (GO): oxidoreductase activity, acting on paired donors, with incorporation or reduction of molecular oxygen; monooxygenase activity; heme binding
Source: RefSeq, a predicted model, not a curated record
GCAAAGGUUUGGAACAUGAAGCUUUGUACUUCUUCACCAAUAGGUGCAAACUUUAUCUAUGUGUUGCAGAGAGCUAGCAAGGCAAAGAUGAUUACCCGGGAGGUAUUACUGUGCCUAGUGGCUUUACUGGUUGUUUGGGUGAGUCAUUGUGUUUAUAGGUGGAAGAAUCCAAAGUGUCAUGGCAAAUUACCUCCUGGUUCAAUGGGUUUUCCCUUUAUUGGGGAAACCAUCCAAUUCUUCAUCCCUAAUCAUUCACUCUAUGAUAUUCCUCCUUUUAUCAGAAGUAGAAUGGCUAGAUAUGGAUCGUUGUUUCGGACUAGUUUGGUUGGGAGGAAAGUGGUAGUCUCAGUGGAUCCCGAAAUCAAUUACCAGAUCUUCCAACAAGAAGGAAAGUCUUUUGUAAUUUCUUACACGGAGAGUUUUAGUGAAAUUAUUGGACGAAAAAGCUUGCUUGUUUACCAUGAAAUGGCUCAUAAGUACCUAAAAAACCUCAUUCUACACCUUGUUGGUCCUGCAAACUUGAAGGCAAAAUUGAUUCAUGAAAUGGAUGAAUCAACACGCACACGUUUACAUUCAUGGGCUUCUCAUGGCAAUAUUGUAGAUAUCAAAGAAGCUACCUCAAAUAUGGUUUUUGAAUAUUUUGCUAAGAAGCUCAUUAGCUAUGAUGAAUGCAAGACCUCCAAGAAACUGAAGGAUAAUUAUAACGCAUUUAUGUCUGGCCUUAUCUCGUUUCCUAUAAACAUCCCAGGAACUGCUUACCAUGCAUGCUUAGAGGGUCGAAAAAAUGCACUGAAAGUGAUUAAGGAUACCAUGGAAGGGAGGAAAAAUUGCAAUAUUAACCAUGGAGAUUUCUUGGAUUAUUUAGUGGAGGAAGUGAGGAAAGAAGAUACAAUUUUGAGUGAAGAAAUUGCAGUGAACAUGAUAUUUCUACUUCUUUUUGCUGCUUAUGAGACGACUUCUACAGCCAUUACUUUAGCCAUCAAGUUUAUUUCUGAUCAUCCUCAAGUUCUAAUACAAUUAACGAGAGAGCACGAGGCAAUUCUUAAAAGCCGUGAGAGCAAGAACUCAGAGAUUACAUGGCAGGAAUACAAGUCCAUGACUUUUACUCAUAUGGUAAUCAAUGAAACACUCAGGCUCGCAAAUAUCGUGCCCGGAAUGUUCAGAAAAGCUGUGAAAGAUGUUCAGAUGAAUGGAUUUACAAUUCCAGCAGGUUGGCUGGUUAUGGUAGUUCCUGCAAUUACUCAUUUGGAUCCUGAUAAAUAUGAUGAUCCUCUUUUGUUUAAUCCAUGGCGAUGGGAGGGAAAGGAAUUGCAUGCAGGAUCAAAGACUUUCAUGGCCUUUGGUGGGGGUGUGAGACUUUGUGUGGGGGCUGACUUUGCAAAGCUCAAAAUGGCCAUCUUUCUUCACUACUUGGUUUUAAAUUACAGGUGGACAGUGAUCAAAGGAGGGGAUACCAUUCGAAUGCCUGGUUUGAUAUUUCCUAACGGAUUACACAUCAAGAUUUCAGAGAAGCAGAAUGGAUGAAAAAUAUAAAAGUUUAUUUAUUUAUAAACCCUAAGGGGUUCGAUUUAUUAGCAAAACCAAUAGUAUAUAGUGCUACCUUGAAGAUAUAAUGGAACAGAAAUAUAUCUACCUUGAAGGUCUACUGAGCCCUAAGAGGUUAGAUUGUGAUGAUCAGUAUGGGUGGGUACGGGACACUAAUAGGCUACGUGAUAUCCAAUUCCACAUCACUUAGGUGUAGAUCAAGAGAUGAUUUAAAUGUAAUAAUAGUCACUUUCAUAAUGCUGAAAUAUUUUCAAAAUAAUUAAAGAUGAUUUAAAUAUAAUAAUAAUCACUCUCAUAAUGGGAUAAUUUAAAUGUAAUAAUAGUUAUUCUCAUAACGCCGAGGCCUUUUUAGAGAGAUUGACUUCAAGGUUUAAGGAAGCUCCAAAGUUAAGCACGCUCAGACGAGAGCAAUCCUAAUAUGGGUGAUUUCUUCGGAAGCUCUGAACAAAAUAUCUCAUACCGAGAGCGGUGGUCAAAUUAGGAACAAUAUGGGGUUGAGAGUGACAAAUCCACAAUGGAGGCAGGAUGUUAUAGCAAUAACCAUUUCUUCUUUUGCAACUUUUGUUGGUCCACCUAGUAGACCUUCUUCAACUUCACUACCAGCCCAAAGCCAUGUGGUAUACUUUAUUUCAAUAAUCAUAACACCUCAAAUUUCUGCUCCACUUGUGGUCGUGUCAGAUAAAUUUGCUGGACACUGUCAGUCUACUUCACUACUGACUUUACUUGAUCCAACUUAGUAUCUCAAUAGUGGUGCUACAAAUCAUGUAGCAGCUGAUGCAAAUGCCCUUUUAGAGCAAAUUGAAUAUAUAGGCAACAACAAGUUAAUAGUUAGAAGUGAUUAGUUAUUUUUCAUAUUGGAAACUUUUAUCUUCCAACUAGUACUAUUCCCAUGAAGCUUUUGAAUAUUCUAUUUGUUCCUUCUAUUGCAAACAACAUGCCUAGUGUUUCUAAAUUGACUAAAGACAAUGAUUUGAUAAUUGAGUUUACUGUUGAUUCUUGUGUUGUUAAGGAUCAUCAAAGGACUAUACUGCUCCAACGAGUGCUUGAUGAGGGCUUAUACAAACUUAUUCUUCCUAGAAAAGGUCAUUAUUCGAGCUUGUUUUCUUCAUCAUCUCUACCUUCUUGUGACCAAGGCUACCCUCUCUAUUCCUCAUCAAUUUCUUCUUCACCAACUUCAACUAUUAGUUUCAUUUCCUCUGGAAAUGAUACCAAGACAUUCACUAAUGUAGCUACUAAUUGUCGUACAAAAUCUUCUUUUACUUUGAAUUCCAAUAAAAAUUUGUUCUAUAAUUCUCGUUCUUCUAAGUCUACUGCUAGUUCAAAAUUUUCUUUUUCUAUGUCUAAUUUUAGUUCAAAAUUUCAUUGUAAUAAAGUCUCUGAUUCACAUUGUAAUA